UUCCGGCUGGCCUCUCAGGGCCCAGCGGCUCGCGGGCGGAGCUGGUAGUUUCGGCGCCAUGGCCUCCCUCCGCGCCUUACUGCUGGGUGUCCGCAGCCAGCUGCAGCUUCCUGCCCGCUGCCCAGCGCUGCGGCUCUUCGCCUCGGGGGCUAACUUUGAGUACAUCAUCACAGAAAAAAAGGGGAAGAAUAGCAACGUGGGGUUGAUCCGAUUGAACCGCCCCAAAGCACUCAAUGCCCUUUGCAACGGCUUGAUGGAGGAACUCAACCAGGCACUAGAGACCUUUGAGGAAGACCCCACUGUGGGCGCCAUCGUGCUUACUGGUGGAGAUAAGGCAUUUGCAGCUGGAGCUGACAUCAAGGAAAUGCAGAGCCGGACAUUCCAGGACUGUUACUCUAGCAAGUUCUUGAGCCACUGGGACCAGCUAACUCGGGUCAAGAAGCCAGUCAUUGCUGCUGUCAAUGGUUAUGCUCUUGGUGGGGGCUGUGAGCUUGCUAUGAUGUGUGAUAUCAUCUACGCCGGCGAGAAAGCCCAGUUUGGACAGCCGGAAAUCCUUCUGGGGACCAUCCCAGGUGCAGGGGGCACUCAGAGACUUACCCGUGCAGUCGGCAAGUCCCUGGCAAUGGAGAUGGUCCUCACUGGUGACCGCAUCUCAGCUCAGGAUGCCAAGCAAGCAGGUCUUGUGAGCAAGAUUUUUCCUGUUGAGACACUGGUUGAAGAAGCCAUCCAAUGUGCAGAAAAAAUUGCCAGCAAUUCCAAAAUUAUAGCAGCCAUGGCCAAGGAAUCUGUGAAUGCAGCCUUUGAAAUGACAUUAACAGAAGGAAAUAAGUUGGAGAAGAAACUCUUCUAUUCGACCUUCGCCACCGAUGACCGGAGAGAAGGCAUGGCUGCAUUUGUGGAGAAGAGGAAGGCCAGUUUCAAAGACCACUGAGAAACCAGCUUCCUGGGCCUCAAUCUUCAUGGAGAGGGAACUGCAGGCCGUCAGCUUAGAAGCAAAUAGAUCACCAUCCUUGAAAAGGUAGCAGAGACCACAUAGAGUUCUUGCUGAUGUCUGUGGAACUGUGGUCAUUGCUCAAGCCUUCGCAGCACAGCCAGCCAGUGAUUAGCAGGAUCAGUCACCUGUGUUCUGACUGGAGCACAUUUUCUAAGUCAAAGGUCCUGUUGAGGAACUUCCAGCACGUUCAGCCUUUUCUUCACCUCAGGAGCUGAGGUGCUUGCUUGGCCACCACUGUGCCAACGGGUGGAGGCAGGCGCCGUCUGUCCUGUGCCUGCAGCUGCUGGAUGUGGCUGCUCAGAAGGAGAUGCUGCUGUUGCUACUUUUGAAAAGAAUCAUGAUUAAAGUGACUAUUUCAAAUUA
This is a messenger RNA of Marmota flaviventris (yellow-bellied marmot), 1357 nucleotides long. RefSeq names its product enoyl-CoA hydratase, short chain 1 (gene Echs1). Gene Ontology annotation, molecular function: catalytic activity. NCBI's taxonomy places the organism in Eukaryota, Metazoa, Chordata, Mammalia, Rodentia, Sciuridae. Gene Ontology annotation, cellular component: mitochondrion. Gene Ontology annotation, biological process: fatty acid beta-oxidation. The record is from RefSeq and is a predicted model, not a curated record.